Molecule: messenger RNA, 2291 nt
Organism: Coffea eugenioides
Lineage: Eukaryota; Viridiplantae; Streptophyta; Magnoliopsida; Gentianales; Rubiaceae
Product: endoribonuclease YBEY, chloroplastic
Exons: 12
Coding region: 86-1945 (619 amino acids)
Biological process (GO): rRNA processing
Molecular function (GO): metalloendopeptidase activity
Source: RefSeq, a predicted model, not a curated record
AGCAGUCACUAUCAAGGCGCUGAAGAUUGAAUUUCAUUAACCAAUACCACAAUAAUACUACUAAUACUAAUAAUCUCAUACCUGAAUGCUUUCUCGAUUAUCUCCUUUCCUCCGGAUUGUGCCCCCCGCCCAUUCUCAAAUAGCCGCCGAGCCCAUGGCGGCGGCGCGUGCUCUUACGUUUCGCCUCAUUCCCUCGCUGGCCAAUUCUCCUCAUGCGCCUCUCUCUCCUUCGCAAAAUGCCUCCUCCUCCAGGUAUCCUAUCUCUCUUCCUCUUGCUCCUCCGCUCCGUUAUCCUUCUACGUCGCUUUAUUGGCAGCAGCAGUCCUCGAUUUUUGGGCCGGCUGCUGCAUUGAGCUGCAAGGACGACAGAAGGCUGUUCUGGAGCGUUUCUCGAGGAUUCGGUAGAGUUUUCGCUUCGUGGAGAGAGUAUCGGAAGGCUAGGAGAAAGCCUGCGCCGCCUACCGCCAGGGCAAAGGCCAAGAGUAAAGAGAAGGAGUUGGAGCUCAGUGUUAAUAUUUGUAUUGAAGAACAGUUGCCUGAUGAUCCUGAAAUUCUGGAUAUUGCAGAAUUGCUUCGAGUUAAUGUCCCAAUGGCAAUGAAAUUAGGACUCCAAGGGCUGAAAGAUUCAGUAUAUAAAACCAGAGAUAAUUCAAUUACAGAUGUUGGCGGUUUUGAGAGUGUUGAAUUGUCAGUUCUUCUUUGCAAUGAUGAGUUCAUUUGCAAACUUAACAAAGAAUGGCGGGGUGAGGACCAUGCUACUGAUGUCCUUUCAAUGUCUCAACACGUCCCUGAACUGAAGCUUCCAGUACUGAUGUUGGGGGAUAUCGUAAUAUCUGUUGAGACAGCUGCAAGACAGGCAGAGGAAAGAGGCCACACCCUUCUGGAUGAGAUACGCAUUCUAUUGGUUCAUGGGUUGUUGCAUCUUCUGGGAUUUGACCAUGAGAUUAGUGAUAAGGCAGAAGCUGAAAUGGAGAAAGAGGAAGAACAUCUUUUGAAGAGUCUUGGGUGGAAGGGGAAAGGAUUAAUUCAGAGUGCUUAUGAUGCUGAGACUAAUGGAAGUCCUCCUUUGAAUUAUCCUGAUGACAGGAAGAGAGAAGGAAGCCUUCGAUUUUAUAGACCAAAGUUUAACUUCAUCUUCUGUGACAUGGAUGGUACUCUGCUGAACAGCGAAAGUCAAGUUAGUACAUCAAAUGCAACAGCACUAAAAGUGGCCAUCUCUAGGGGUGUGAAAAUAGUAAUUGCCACUGGGAAAACUCGUCCAGCUGUCAUCCGCCUUUUGAAGAAAGUAGAUUUGGCUGGAAAAGGCGGAGCCAUAUCAGAAUUUUCUCCAGGCAUUUUCCUACAGGGAUUGCUUGUAUAUGGGAGACAGGGCAGGGAAAUUUUUCGAAGCAAUUUAGAUCCAAAUGUCUGCAGAGAGGCAUCCAUGUAUUCUCUUAAGCAUCAAAUUCCUCUUAUUGCAUUUAGUGAAGAUCGUUGCUUAACAUUAUUUGAGCACCCUCUUGUAGACUCGCUUCAUACAGUAUAUUCUGAGCCAAAGGCAGAGAUCAUACCUACAGUCGACCAGCUUUUGGCGGGUGGGGAUAUACAGAAACUGAUAUUCUUAGACUCCGCCGAGGGAGUGGCUACUACUUUGCGGCCAUACUGGGCAGAAGCAACUGGAGAUUAUGCAUCUGUAGUUCAAGCUGUUCCAGAUAUGCUAGAAAUUGUUCCUUCUGGUACGUCAAAGGGAAGAGGAGUAAGAUUGCUUCUUGAUCAUUUGGGUGCUUCCCCAACUGAGGUGAUGGCGAUUGGCGAUGGGGAAAAUGAUGUUGAGAUGCUUGAAUUGGCUUCUCUGGGUGUUGCUCUUAGUAAUGGAUCUGAGAAGGCAAAAGCGGUAGCCGAUGUGGUUGGCCUGAGCAAUGAUGAAGAUGGUGCAGCGGAUGCUAUCUACAGAUACGCAUUUUAAGAGUUACUAAGGUGAACUCUUUUUUUUUUUCUUUUAUUAAAGGAUGAUAUCCUUGUGAUUUUUGCAAUUAGAAUAGGAAAGAACUCCACCAAUUAAUAGGGCGAAGAGUUUUUGAAACCCUUACAGGUUUUAUUUUAGUGCCAUUUUUUUCUCCCUAUUUAUUAUUAGUGUUAGGGAGUAAUUUAUUACUUUUAGAAGCCUCGACUCAGAAAUAUUAAGGACUAGAAAAUUGACAUCCUUUGUAUUUGAAUUUUAAAGCAAGACUAUGCCAGUGAAUAAUUGCAAAUACUGCCAUCACCUAACUAGUGAUGGCUGGAUGGCACCCUGCUGAGGGAUUAAAAUGCUA